Messenger RNA from Cyprinus carpio (common carp), 1554 nucleotides. Its product is annotated as fatty acid desaturase 6. The transcript has 8 exons. Gene Ontology annotation, cellular component: membrane. Lineage: Eukaryota; Metazoa; Chordata; Actinopteri; Cypriniformes; Cyprinidae. The record is from RefSeq and is a predicted model, not a curated record. Gene Ontology annotation, molecular function: oxidoreductase activity, acting on paired donors, with oxidation of a pair of donors resulting in the reduction of molecular oxygen to two molecules of water. Gene Ontology annotation, biological process: lipid metabolic process. Bases 347 to 1417 code for a protein of 356 amino acids.
GUUAUUAAAGGCACUGAUGAGAUGCAGCUCAUCAUCACUGUGUUCAGUUUGCUCUACAGCAGCAUUUGACCUCAGGUGCAGGAGGAGUCAUUAGUCACAAUGAGGUUUCUGAUCUCACUGUGUGUGUCGCUUCUGCUGCUGAUUAAUGGAGAUGACGCAGGACUCUUACAGCAUUGAGGACACUCCUGCCAAAGGCAUCGCCGUGGGAACGAGAAAGACACAGUGAGAGAGAGCGAGAGAGAUCUGUUUCUAGCGCAGUCAGCACUAAAGUCUCUCACUGCCUUGUUUCGCGGACGGGACGGAGAGUGUGUGUGUGAGCCAUGCGUCUCUGAGCUCCAGCGCUAGCAUGCAGAGCAAUCCUGAGAAGAGGAGAGACACCGCGUCCCGGGAUGGCGAAGGACACCGGGACGAGGCGCAGGCGGACGCGGAGCGGGAGACGCUGAUGAUGGAGCUCACGCGCCUGGUGCAGAAGAGUGUGAGAGACAGCAGCUGGUGGGAGAGGAGAGGAAUAGACUGCAGCAUCCUCACCGCAGCCUUCAUCAGUUUACCGGCAGGGUUCCUGUUGUUGGGUUCGUCUCAGCCGCUGUAUUUCCUGUCUGGUGUUCUGAUGAUGGGCGUGGCUCACGCUGUUAUCACUGUUAAAGGAACACACCUGGCCAGUCACGGCACGCUCAGCGAGUCUCCGGCCUGGGCCCACUUCUGGGCCGUCUUCUUCAUCGAAGUGUGCGGCUCAUUCUCAGCAGGGGCCGGCGUUCAGGCUCACGUCAAGAUGCAUCACGCUUACACUAAUGUGAUCGGUCUGGGAGACUCCAGCACCUGGAAAAUCCCCUUCCUGCCUCGAUGCAUCUAUCUGUUCAUCGCGCCGCUGGCCGUCCCCAUCAUCACACCCAUCGUCGCCAUCGGCCAGCUGAAGGGUCAGUCUCCGCUCCAGAUCCUGCGCACUGUCCUGUGUGUGUGUCUGGGCUUUUUUUCUCAGUAUUAUCUGCUCAGGUGUGUGUCGGGUCUGUCGUGCAGCUCCGCUUUGCUGCUCAUGUUUCUGUGCAGAGCCAUGUUCUCCCUGCCGUACAUACACGUCAACAUAUUUCAGCACAUCGGCCUGCCAAUGUUUUCUCCCACUAACCGGCCCAAACGCAUCUACCAGAUGACACACGGAGUCCUGAACCUUCCCCGAAACCCACUGCUGGACUGGACCUUCGGCCAUUCCCUCAUCAGCUGCCACGUGGAGCAUCACCUCUUCCCGUUUCUGUCUGACAACAUGUGCCUGAAGGUGAAGCCGCUCGUGUCUCAGUAUCUGAAGGAGAAGAAGCUGCCGUAUCACGAGGACGCUUACAUCUCCCGUCUGAGUCUGUUCUUCCACAGAUAUCAGGAGCUGAUGGUGUUCGCGCCGCCCAUCACUGAACUGGUGGGAAUCCAGUGAUGAUGGGAUGAAGAGCAGAAGACGAGUCCAAAUUUGAUACACUUUCAAUUGGUGCAUAAAGGCAUUAGAAUUAAAGUCAAUGUGAAACUCGGCUCACAACGUGACAUAUUUAUGAAAGAAACAGGCUAUUUGAUGCA